AUUGCGUUCUGUUACAACGAUUGAAAUCUCCAUCAAUUGAACAUCAUAUCUAUCCAAACAACUCAUCAUAAACACUUCAAUAUGUCUGCCGUUGUAGAAAGCAAGUUUGACCCCAAGGAUAUGGAAUUCCGCCGCCUGGGACCUGCUGGUCUCAAGGUCUCGGUCUUCUCCCUUGGUGGCUGGUUGACAUAUGGAGGAACUCAGAAGGGUUCAAUUGUCAAGGACUGCAUGCAGGAAGCCUGGAACCACGGCAUCAACUUCUUCGACACUGCCGAGAUCUAUGCUGCGGGAGAGUGCGAGAUUGAGAUGGGCAAGGCCUUCAAGGAGUUGCAAUGGCCUCGUGAUGAGUAUGUCUUGACGACGAAGGUAUUCUUCGGCACAAAGAGAAAGGAACCAAACACUAGGGGAUUGUCCAAGAAGCACAUUGUUGAGGGGUUGAAGAGCUCCUUGGCGCGCCUUGACCACUCAUAUGUCGACGUCGUUUUUGCCCACCGCUUCGACCCCGAGGUUGGCAUGAAGGAAAUCGUCGAGGCCUUCACACAGACUAUCAACAUGAACUUGGCCUACUACUGGGGUACCUCCGAAUGGUCCGCAGAGCAAAUCCAAGAAGCAAUCGACGUUGCAGAGAAGUACAAUCUCAUUGCACCCAUUGUAGAGCAGCCUCAGUACAAUGCCUUCCAUCGUGAGAGGUUUGAGAAGGAGUAUGCCCCACUUUACAAAAAAUACCAAUAUGGCACUACCACGUGGUCUCCUUUGGCGUCAGGUGUAUUAACAGGCAAGUACAAUGAUGGUAUCCCUGAGGAUAGUCGAUAUGCGACCAAUCCUGAGUUUUUUAAGAACUCAGUUGAGGCACUGAAGAGCGAGGAGGGACAGGCCAAGAUCAAGAAGGUCAAGGAGCUUACCAAGAUUGCUGAGAAGCUUGGGGCUACUACAACACAGCUGGCGCUGGCCUGGACUGCUAAGAACCCUAAUGUCAGCACCGUCAUCCUGGGUGCGACCAAGGUCGAGCAGGUCAAGGACAACUGUGGCGCCAUCAAGCUGCUUCCGAAGCUGACACCAGAAGUCAUGGAAGAAAUUGAGAAGAUCCUUGACAACAAGCCGUAAGGCUGGUACUAGGAGUUGAGGGUGAAAGGGGCUUUAACUAGCAAUUUAUUGGAUGCUUACCGGUAUGUAACUAGUGUAGCCGAGAAAGUAUGUCGGAGUACGCGCCCGACCUAAGUUAAGUGUGGGGGCGAAAUCAACCAGAGUUCUCAGCGACGAGAGGUCAACUGCCAAAACCUGGAAGCUUGAGGUUCUUUGAAGAAGUGAGGGCUAUGCGGCGACGAUAGUAUUUAACUAGUUCGUGAACAUGGUAGAGUCGAUGGGCUCAGGGCGCGACAACGUAGAAAUGUGAGGUAUGUUAGCCCUUCC
This is a messenger RNA of Pyrenophora tritici-repentis Pt-1C-BFP, 1410 nucleotides long. RefSeq names its product Tas, oxidoreductase (related to aryl-alcohol dehydrogenase). The record is from RefSeq and is a predicted model, not a curated record. NCBI's taxonomy places the organism in Eukaryota, Fungi, Ascomycota, Dothideomycetes, Pleosporales, Pleosporaceae.